GGGGGGGGGUGGUCGGGGCGGGGGGGGGGGGCGUCGGGUCGGGCCGGGCCGGUUCCGCGUGGGGCUCCGUGCUCCCGGACCCUGCGCCCGCUGCCUCCGGAGGAUGCUCGGGGGCUCGGGGGGGGGGAGCGCAGCCCCGAGCUCGCCCCUGCCUGCCGCCGCUGCUGCCUCGGGGACCCGCUGCACGGCCCCGGGGCCGCGCUCCCGGCCCCGGCUCCCGGCCUUUGCGGAGCAGCCCCGGCGCCUGGCGGCCUGAACCUGGGGCUGGGGGGCCGGCGAGCGAGGAGAAGCCCCGGGCCCGAGCGCUGCCUCCAGCCCGCAGCUCCGGGCGGGCUCCGUGACCCGAGCCGGGGCAGCGGCGGGAUGCGCGGGGACCGCUGAGGCCGGUUUUUCUUCCCGGGCCGUCCCACGGACCUCCUCUGGGAGCGGCGGGACCGGCCCCGGGUCCUGCGUGGCCGUGGGCGCUGCCCCGAGCACCCAGCGCUGGGAAGAACCACCCUCGGCAUCCUCCGGGAGACAAAAGGUGGAGCCCGGCCUGUUCGUGGCGAGCGCCCGCUCCUGCUUCCCCUGGGCCGCUCGUCCCCGUCCUGGCGUGGUCCCACCGGCGGCCCCGGGGCUCCAGGGGGCUCUGGGGCUGGCGGCUCCCGCUCGCUGCCUGGGGCCGCCAUGCCCUCCCCCAGCGACUCCAGCCACUCGCUGACCGGCCGUACGUCUCGCAGCCUCACCCACCUCCGCGUCCAGAGGACCUGGCUGCAGAUCCUGCUGGUGCUGGGCUUCAUCCAGGUCAUCCUGGGCGUCCUCGUCGUCACCUUCAGCCUGGUGGCAGCCACCAUCACGCCCUCCGCCAAGAUCCGUCACUCCUGCCCCUCCUGGGCUGGCUUCUCGCUGGCGCUGUCCGGGCUCAUUGGCAUCGUCUCCUGGAAGCGGCCCUUCACCCUGGUGAUCACCUUCUUCACGCUGCUGUCGGUGCUGGGCGUCAUGCUGAGCCUGGCCGGGUCCAUCUUGUCCUGCCAGAACGCGCAGCUGGUGAAGUCCCUGGAGACCUGCGAGAGGGAGAAGGACUCGUGCAUCUGCUGCCAGACCCACCUAGAGAACGCGCCUGCUUCCUGCAGCCAGCAGGGCGAGAUGCUGACCAUGUUCCCCAACCCUGACUGCCGCAGCAUCCGCGUGGCACUCAAGGAUCUCCUCUUCAGCGUUUGUGGCUUGACCAUCUUCUCCACCAUAAUCUGCACGCUCUCUGCCGUCGUGUGCUGCAUCCAGAUCUUCUCCUUGGACAUCGUCCACGUGCUGGUCCCCCAGCGUUCCAACUCCGUGACGCUGGAAUGCACGUCGCCCCCUGACACCUUUCUGCAGAGCAUGCUGGACUUCGAGGAGUUCGUGCCUCCGGUGCCACCCCCCCCGUACUACCCACCCGAGUACACGUGCAGCUCCGAGACCGAUGCGCAGAGCAUCACCUACAAUGGCUCCAUGGACAGCCCUGUGCCUCUCUACCCGACUGACUUUCCCCCCUCCUACGAGACCGUCAUGGGGCUGCGCGGGGACAGCCAGGCCACGCUGUUCGACUCGCAGCUGACUGACGGCUCGCACGCCUGCACCUGCGACCGCGUCCCCUCCAUCGUGCUCAGCGGAGAAGUGUCCAUGGACAGCGGGUCCCUGAUCAUGUCUGAGAUCGUGGACAUCCCCGGGGACAGCAGCCCCUCGGAGGACUCGUGCCUGCUGGAGCUCCAGGGCUCCAUGCGCUCCGUGGACUACGUCCUCUUCCGCUCCAUCCAGCGCAGCCGCGCUGACUACUGCCUGAGCGUGGACUGCGUGCAGUGCAGCCACCACGCGCGCAGCCCCACGCUGGGCUUGCAGGGGCCCUUUGAGGAGACGCCGCAGCCCCGGGCACGUGGCGAGCGCUCCUACUCCUGCUCCACGGCAGAGCCCGGCCACAACGGGAUCUUGGUGGGGGGAGCCGUGACCCACAGCUGCAACCGCCUGGAGGGGCUGGCCCGCUGCAUCGGGCCCUGCUUCCCCGAGGUGCGGCUCAAGGACAAGAGCUCGCUGCAGGGGCAGAGGGGCAGCCGCUCCGCAGGACCCGGCAGCAGGCGCCUCUUCCACCCGCGGCGCAACAGCGAGACCUCGUGCCCCUCGUCUCCAGCCCCGGGUCUGAGCCAGCGGCCACUCGUGAGAUCGCACAGUGACCCCGGUGUCCUGAUGGUUGGUGACACCGAUUUCAGGGAAGUACUUUAUACCAAAGCACUGGAGGAUACCGUGUCCAAUUCCUCUGCAGAUACAGGGCUGUGCUCGGAGGCCUGCCUGCUCCACCGUUCGCACUGUGACUCGCCCCCGCUGCUCCGCGCUGGCUCCGUGGGGAAGAACAAGCUGCCGGUGUCCAAGAAGGUGACGCAGCAGCUGUCGAAGACAACGACCCGCUCCCUGGGGGACCUGAAGGUCUGCCGGGGCACCCGCGGGUUGGUGGCCAGGUUCCUGCAGAGACCCAAGCGCAACCCCGCAGCUGGAGUGGAGGUGCCUGGGCACAGCCCCCAGGGGCACAAGCAGGUCCCCUGGAGCGCCUGGCCGGGAGCGGAGCAGCCCCACGAAGGCAUCCACCUGCGGAGCUGCGGGGACCUGAGUUCCACCUCAUCCCUACGCCGGCUCCUGUCCGCCCGCCGGCUGGAGCGUGGCCGCCCGCGGAGCCUCAGCGGGACCUGCAAGGAGAGCAUCCUCUGAGGGUGUCGCUGGCCCCGUGGCACGGCCUCGGCCUCUGGAGAGACCCCGGAGCUGGGGGGUAACGGGAGGGCCCCGCUCCUGGACGCUGCUGCCCGCCUGCGGGGCUGGGCCCUGGUGUCGCUGUCCUGGGGCUUCCUCAUGGCCCCUUCCCGGAGUCGGGGGCGAGGGGCUGGUCCCCUGGGGUGGCUGUUGUGGGGCCAAGCGGGCUGUGCCCCCGUCCCCUGCCCCGACCCUGUGCCUGUGCCCGCAGUGCCCGUGCCUUGUCCCCACUGUCCCCACUGCUGUCCCUGGUCCCCUGCGCUGGCCGUGCCCCGGCCCCAUACCGGCAGUGCCCCGGCCCCAUACCGGUAGCACCCAGGCCCCAUACCGGUAGCGCCCAGGCCCCAUACCGGUAGCGCCCUGGCCCUGCACCCACGUCCCAGCCCCGCCGGUUGUGCCUGGGCCCCCCAGCCCCGUACCGCACCGGCCGUGCCUGCGUGUCCCCGCGCCCCCCGCCACCCCAGUACAGCCCCGGGGGUCCCUGCACAGAUGGGGGGGGGUCGGUAAGGGGGGGGGGGCCUGUCCCGUUGCCACCGGGCCGCGGCGCUUGCAGCUGCUCUGCCACUCGCUAGAGAACCAAAUAAAGGUGUUCGCCUGCC
Molecule: messenger RNA, 3350 nt
Organism: Cygnus olor (mute swan)
Lineage: Eukaryota; Metazoa; Chordata; Aves; Anseriformes; Anatidae
Gene: ENTREP3
Product: family with sequence similarity 189 member B
Cellular component (GO): membrane
Source: RefSeq, a predicted model, not a curated record